Messenger RNA from Branchiostoma belcheri (Belcher's lancelet), 1353 nucleotides. Its product is annotated as carbohydrate sulfotransferase 10-like. The coding region runs from base 13 to 1113 and encodes 366 amino acids. NCBI's taxonomy places the organism in Eukaryota, Metazoa, Chordata, Leptocardii, Amphioxiformes, Branchiostomatidae. Gene Ontology annotation, molecular function: sulfotransferase activity. Gene Ontology annotation, biological process: carbohydrate biosynthetic process. The transcript has 6 exons. Gene Ontology annotation, cellular component: membrane. The record is from RefSeq and is a predicted model, not a curated record.
AAAACUCCCACCAUGACAACAGAGGGUUCUACGCCGUUCCCCUCUGGGGUAAAAUGUGGAUCUACUGCAAAAUAUUUGACUCUGUUGUGCGUGUUUGGGUGGAUUGCUGCUGUGUAUUUUAACGUCGGUGAGAGGCCUAGGACACCAUGGAAACCUCCACCGCCACGAAUGGAGUCCUUUCCAGUCAAGGUAAACAACUCUCUGAAUGGAGGUCAUCAUAAAAAUGCAACAGAUACCAGUCGUCUGGCAAGCAUUGCGCAGGAGAAGAGAAUCGCCGUCUUGAAGGAAUUCUGCAGGAAGAAUCCCGAUUCGUUUUCAAGGGGGUUCCAGUCAAAAAAGUAUCUCAAGAAUUUAAUCGUUAUUGAUAAGACUAAAACCAUUUACUGCUAUAUACCUAAAACUGGAUGCACAACAACAAAACUUGUCAUGUACAAUCUCCAACACGACAAGAAUGAGAGGAAUGAAGAUCACAAACUUGGAUGGAUUCAUCAGCAACGAUUUAAGUUUCUGAACAGCUACAGUGAGAAAGAUGUGCACAAGCGUUUGUCAACAUACAACAAAUUGAUUGUUGUCCGCGACCCAUUGGAAAGGCUGGCGUCUGCCUGGUUUGACAAAUUUGUGUACAACCCUCGCCGCUUCUCAUAUAUAAAGAGGUUACAGCGAGAAUUGUGGCAGUCUAACUUGACAACAACAAACAGGUCUGUGUCCAGGAAUGGACCAGGAUCUGUGGAAGCUACAAGUGGCGACCUGCCACCAGUUACCUUCAGGGAUUUUAUUUGGAGUAUUGUCAACAGGAGAUACCUAAAUAUCCACUGGGAACCGUUCUUCAGUCGAUGUGCUCCCUGCCAGGUUCAAUACGACUUCAUCGCUCAUACGGACACGCUACCAGAAGACCUUCGUCUGUUCUUCCACAGGAGCGGUAUCGUAGGGAAGGACGGCCUUCUCCCGAAAGAACGCCCCUCACGGGCUAAAUCCCGCGUCGGUAACAUUUUCGUAGAGGUCCCGACAGAGGACAUACGUCGCAUCGGAGAAAUCUACAAACCGGAUUUUGACAUGUUUGGAUACUCGUUUGACGACGACCUAGCGCUAAUUGAAAACGAACGGCACGGCUGAAUGAGUUAAGAAAUCACUCCAGUUUCAAACUUUUACUCCUUGGCAAAGAGCGCUUUAAAAAAGAUUGUUAUCCUUCAAAUAUAUUUUGAACAGAGGGAGAUUAUGAAUAUGAAUAACACAUGGAAAUCUUCCAAUUUAACAUGCAAAUAUGGACCUAAUUUGCAUAAUUAGUCUGAAAAUUCUAUGACUCCUUAGUGGUAAAUGAUGAGAAAUUCAUACUUGGGAGAUGUGUGAGUUAAU